Molecule: messenger RNA, 2994 nt
Organism: Anopheles darlingi
Lineage: Eukaryota; Metazoa; Arthropoda; Insecta; Diptera; Culicidae
Gene: tup
Product: insulin gene enhancer protein isl-1
Exons: 8
Coding region: 620-1996 (458 amino acids)
Biological process (GO): positive regulation of transcription by RNA polymerase II; neuron fate specification; axonogenesis
Cellular component (GO): nucleus
Molecular function (GO): cis-regulatory region sequence-specific DNA binding; DNA-binding transcription factor activity, RNA polymerase II-specific
Source: RefSeq, a predicted model, not a curated record
UCCGUGCGUUCGUGAAUCGAAGAUUUUGAAUUUCGAAGAUCUAAUCUAAAUGAAAUUCAUACAAUUUCGUUGCAUCUAACGAGUGAUCUUUGAAAGAAGGCAACGCGAAACCAAAAUAAUUUACAGUGAUACAAGUAUCACAGCCAUACAAGCAGAUGCCGGUUGGCGAUGGUGACAAUUUCGUAUAUCAUCGAAGUGCUACCUUGAGUAUUGCCAUUCUGUCGAAACAACAGUUUAAAGUGGCGUAGAUGAGGUGUGCAAUCAUAUAUUUUUUUGUUUUGGAUGGUGUUUUGGUGAGAAAGUGUACAUGCUUGUGUGAACGUAUUCAUAUGUGAAUCAUAUUUGAAAAAAGUUGAGCAAGAUUGAAUAUUGUGUGACCCCCGAAAACCCCGAAGGAUUACGGAACGUGUUGAGUUUAACACAUCCUGCGUUCAGUGUGCCUUAGUGAAUCGAAGCACCCGUAAGCAGAGGCAGCAAGCCUUGGGCAACGGUUAACGGAAAUACUUGGUUUAUGUAAAGGAGCUAUAGGAUCCUGGGGCGUGUGACAUACAUCAGUCCAUCGUUGCGCUGAUAGCGUACCAGUCGCUCAACCAAAUCAUUCCAACCAAAAUCAUCCUAUAUGGUAAUGGCAGAGAUCGGUGGCCCGUUGGCACACCAACUUCCCUUACAUAAUCAUCGAGGUGGACUCGUGCAGCCGUCGCUGGUUAUGAACCAUCAUCUGGAUUCACUAGAUAGCAGCGGUUGCCAUGGACCAAACAUUCAUCCAAAAAAAGAACGACUGUCUCUGUGCGUCGGAUGCGGAGGACAAAUUCAUGAUCAGUAUAUCCUGCGCGUAGCACCGGACCUUGAAUGGCAUGCAGCGUGCCUCAAAUGCCAGGAAUGUCGCCAAUUCCUAGACGAAAGUUGUACCUGUUUCGUGCGCGAUGGCAAAACCUAUUGUAAGCGGGAUUAUGUUAGAUUAUUCGGUACCAAAUGUGAUAAGUGCGGAAGCUCAUUCAGUAAAAACGACUUUGUAAUGCGCGCCAAAACGAAAAUCUAUCAUAUAGAAUGCUUUCGCUGCUCAGCCUGUGCCCGGCAACUCAUACCAGGUGACGAGUUCGCGCUUCGAGAUGGCGGAUCACUAUACUGCAAAGAAGAUCACGACCAUCUGGAGAAAACGUCUCAAAAUGGUCUACUACCGGGCGUCGAGCCCAAUAACAACAUCAGCGCCAACGCCAACAACAAUAACAUCAAUAGCACCAACAAUAACAACAGCAGUCUGAAUAAUAAUAAUCACUCGAGCGAGCUAGGCUCGAUGUCAGAUUCGGGUAGCGAGUCGGGAUCUCAUAAAAGUUUGCGCGGCAAAGGACCAUCGGGACCCUCGGAUGGUAAACCGACCCGAGUGCGGACAGUGCUGAACGAGAAACAACUCCACACUCUCCGAACAUGCUACAAUGCAAACCCUCGGCCGGAUGCACUGAUGAAGGAGCAACUAGUCGAGAUGACUGGUCUGUCACCACGAGUCAUACGAGUUUGGUUCCAGAACAAGCGGUGCAAGGAUAAGAAAAAAACGAUCCAAAUGAAGCUGCAGAUGCAACAGGAGAAGGAGGGACGCAAGCUGGGUUAUGGCAUGCAGGGUAUACCGAUGGUGGCCAGCUCACCAGUGAGGCACGAUUCACCGUUGAACCUGCACGGCCUAGAAGUCACCGCCUAUCAACCCCCCUGGAAAGCGCUGUCGGAUUUUGCACUACACUCCGAUCUCGACAGCAACGGUGCGAUCAACACGCACACUCCCGCUUUUCAGCAUUUAGUCAAUCAGAUGCAUGGGUACGAUGUAGGAAAUGGAGCUGGAGGUGGACCCGGAGGUGGACCCGGAGGCAUGCCACCGAUGCCGGGUCAAGGAGCCCAGGGAGCACCGCUUGGUUCACACAUGGAUCUGAGUGGGCAUCAUCCAGACAGUACGGAUUCAUAUGUCACAUACCUCGAAAGUGAUGAUAGCAUGCAAGGUAGCCCAUAAGACGACAGAAUGAUGCUUCUGAUACCCUCUUUAAUAUCAUUGCUCAUCACAAACUGCACAUCGCCAACGAUGUACAUAAUCGCACCAGGGAAUGAUAUUUUAAAUUUGAUGCCAGUGGCUUGGUGCUGCCGGAAAUCCAUAUAUGUCUAGCAGACAAGGUUCGAGGAUGGAAGAAUAACUUUUUACGUUAAUUAGGCAAAGCAUCGGAACGAUAAUCGAUACGAUCAGUAGCAAAAAACGCCCUGGUUUGAAUGUAGCAUAUAUUUGUUUGUAGGGCUCUCCGUAGCUAUUUGGUUGGCAUUGUAUCAUUUUGUGUUUGACUAAAGUAUUGAUGCCAAUCUCACACGGCGUAGGAUAGGAUAACGUAUUAAGGACAAAGUGUCAGGGAAUCAAUCUAGAAAUGGCAUGGCCACUAGCUGGUGGUACGGCAUUGAGAGAGAAGUAAAGAGUCUAACUGUAAAUAGUGUAAAUUUAUGCUCUACCAAUCAUUUACUAAACUGAUACAAUGAUUUACGGAUUUGCAAACGCAAACCUAGCGCUCAUGCGUUUUCAGCGGUAAAGAGCUUGCGCGAAUAAUAUGGACAAGCCCUUAGGGGAAAUUGAUACACUCGAUUAAGUUCUGUUGAUUUCGAUAGGCGCAAUUUCAAUUUUAGCAAAAAUGUAAAAUGCACAAAAGAAAUGGCAAUAUAAGGGAAAACAUACAGUUGGCUGUAAACUGUAGAAGCAAGCGAUAGCAAAGGCAAAAAAUCCUGCAGAAGGAAGCUGAAGCGUGUGCAAGAAUGGUAUAUAAGAAUGGUGAAAGAUUGGCAGAUCUGUAUGUUUUGUUGCAACAAGGCAAUUGUCGCUCGAAUGAAAGUUUGAGAAUCGGUGCACAAGGGUGAUUGGGAGUGAAAAUACAUACGAAAAUUUCCAGGACCGGUAAACAAGAUAUAACCUAAUAAACAUAAUGGGAAUGAUUCUAUUUAAAAGAAACAUUAACAGAACCAGAUAAAAAAUUA